CCUUCCACUUCAGUACAUCAAACCAUUUCUAGUGUUGCUUAUGCAUUCGUUCUCGUUUGUCCGGCCAUUACUUGGCUUCAGCCCAAUCACUGCUCGUUCGAGUUUGAGCACUAUUCAGUUUCUCCGCCAUCGCUCACUCUCAGGCUUUGUGAUUUGUCGGCAACAUUUACUUCCCGCACGCGCGCAUGUGCCUCAGACAUGGGUAGUGAAUCGACUGGGCGUUCCACGCAAAGGGCAGCUCCUCCUACCCAGCUUUCUGACAGCUACAGGGAUAGCAGGGAUCGUGCUUGGCAUAGCUACGUGCACUGCGCCAAUCGUUCAUUGUGACAGUAAAGGCACUGGUACUGGUUCCACACCCGCUCCGCCUCCUCAGGCCCCACUCCCAGAGUCCACCGUCAAUCUGUAUGAAUUGACAUUUGGUACAGUAGCUGGCGUAUGCGCAGGUGUGUUCGUCAAGAAAGGUGCAAAAAUGGUCGCAUUCUUCUUGGGUGGUGUAUUCGUCCUCCUUCAAUACCUUGGGUCGAUGUCACUCGUCCGUGUCGAUUGGGGUCGCAUGGCUGCUCGAUUCGAGAACUUGUUGUAUACGAAAGACGCGUUAGGCAACAAAAGGCCACCCACUAUUUCGUCACUGUGGAGAUGGGUGGUGGACUUUUUAACAGCAGACUUUCAGCCAAGGGCAUCUUUCAUUGCUGGACUCGCGUUAGGGUUGCGCAUCGGUUGAAGCGACGUGUAGAGGGGACACUAUCCAAAUCGGGAAAAAGAAAAAAUAGCUCGUAAUUUGUCUCAGUCUGUACUAGUGUUUUCUG
Messenger RNA from Suillus subalutaceus, 806 nucleotides. RefSeq names its product FUN14 family-domain-containing protein. The record is from RefSeq and is a predicted model, not a curated record. Bases 41 to 721 code for a protein of 226 amino acids. Gene Ontology annotation, biological process: autophagy of mitochondrion. The transcript is spliced from 3 exons. Gene Ontology annotation, cellular component: mitochondrial outer membrane. NCBI's taxonomy places the organism in Eukaryota, Fungi, Basidiomycota, Agaricomycetes, Boletales, Suillaceae.